Kuraishia capsulata CBS 1993 is the source of this 816-nucleotide messenger RNA. RefSeq lists its product as uncharacterized. Gene Ontology annotation, biological process: GPI anchor biosynthetic process. The record is from RefSeq and is a predicted model, not a curated record. The coding region runs from base 1 to 816 and encodes 271 amino acids. NCBI's taxonomy places the organism in Eukaryota, Fungi, Ascomycota, Pichiomycetes, Pichiales, Pichiaceae. The transcript has a single exon. Gene Ontology annotation, cellular component: endoplasmic reticulum membrane.
AUGACAUCCAAGGCACAAAGGAUGCCAAGGAUCAAGAAAACGGUGUCGUUUUCGGAUGUGCCCAAAAUCGCCACAAUUCCGCCCAACGAUAGUCAACUCACAGCAGAUUCAAAGACCACAUCUCAGAACUCUUCCUCGACAUGGGUCCCAAAAUUAAACAAGACGGUUCUGACCGUGCCGUUUCACAUACCGAUGUUUGCUUAUUCGUUGUUUGAGCACUACAAUAUCACGACAGACGCGGUGUCUGCGAUGUCGAGGUCUUUAGUGGUGUUGGUUGCGUUCCAGGUUGUUUACGCCUUGAUACUGAUGCAAAACAUAUCUGAAUCUCCAAAGAAGAAGAAAACCAAGAAAACCGUCAAGAAAGCCAGGGUGAGAGCUCCUGAGUCAGGUGACUUUCUGUACGUGACUUUUGCGUGUGGAGUGACUUUGUUGGGCACACUGCCACUGUUCAUAGUGCUGAUACUGUUUGGAGCUCCAUUUACGGUGCUCCUCAAGGAGACUUAUCUAUUGGCCGUCCACAUCAGUUUCUUGGUACUGUUGCCAUUACUCAUAGUGUACAAAAUUGCUGACAACGACUCGGAAGUGCAGCCUUCUACGGUGUGGUCCAAGCUGCUGACCUUUGAGGUUGCGGAUUGGUACAAACAACCAGCGUUCACCAUGGCUAUAGGCGGAGUGGUUGGAACAUGGCUUGGUGCCAUUCCAAUACCCUUGGACUGGGACAGAAACUGGCAAACGUGGCCAAUAACGUUGUUGGUGGGAGCGUAUGGGGGUGCAUUUGUGGGAAAUGUGUUGGGUCAGUUAGCCUCACUUGUGUGA